AUACUUCAUUUGCCUGCAAAAAAAAAAAAAAAAUCACGAUUUGCGCAAUUUUAUUGACUUUUUAAAUGCAUUCUUUCACAAACCCGAACCAAACUGUGCUGUUGACUUGAUAGUCUUUUUUUUUUGUUCUUCUUUUCUUCUUUUUUUAUGGAGGGGGGUGGGGGCGGAGGGGGGUUCUUGCAGCCCUGAGAUCCGUCAUGGCGGACCCAGAGGAGACUUUCGGCCUGCAAGCCUCUCCCGGUGCCGGUUCCGAUUCGAGGGAGGUUCCGAGCGAGGCCAAAACCGAGAAGCCCAACGGGACGUCCGGCAAGUCGCCGUCCUCGCAAACCACCUACAUCCAGCAGGUCAAGGAAACUAUUCAGUGUGCGGGGAUGGAGGGUAUCAAAGUGUACCUGCACGAGAGGGAACUGUGGGUGAAGUUCCACGAGGUGGGCACCGAGAUGAUCAUCACCAAAGCGGGCAGGCGAAUGUUCCCCAGCUUUAAAGUGAAAGUCACCGGCCUGAACCCCAAAACAAAAUACAUCCUGCUGAUGGACGUCGUGCCCGCAGACGACCACCGAUACAAGUUUGCUGAUAACAAAUGGUCGGUGACCGGCAAGGCCGAGCCCGCCAUGCCCGGCAGGCUGUACGUGCACCCGGACUCUCCGGCCACGGGGGCCCACUGGAUGCGGCAGCUGGUCUCCUUCCAGAAGCUCAAGCUGACCAACAACCACCUGGACCCGUUCGGACACAUCAUCUUGAACUCUAUGCACAAGUACCAGCCCAGGAUCCAUAUCGUCAAGGCCGACGAGAACAACGGCUUCGGCUCCAAGAACACGGCCUUCUGCACGCACGUCUUCCCCGAGACGGCUUUCAUCGCCGUCACGUCCUACCAGAACCACAAGAUAACACAACUUAAAAUUGAGAACAACCCAUUUGCUAAAGGCUUCCGGGGAAGUGACGACAUGGAACUGCACCGGAUGUCCAGAAUGCAAAGCACCAAGGAUUACCCGGUGGUACCUCGUAGCACGGUGCGCCAACGAGUGAGCUCCAGCCAGAGUCCGUUCAACGGGGAAGCGCAGGGUCUGGCCGCCCCGAGCGCGCUGAGCUCCCAGUACUCCCAGUGCGAGAAUGGAGUGACCAGCACCUCGCAGGACUUGCUGCCCCAGUCGGGCUCCUAUCCCCUCCCCCACGAGCACGGCCCGGAGUACCACUGCAUAAAGAGGAAAGCGGCGGAGGACGAAUGCCACUCGGGCGAGCACAGCUACAAGAAAGCCUACUUGGAAAGCUCGUCCAGCGAGGACGAUCACUACUACCGCCCGGUGAGCUACGCGCAGAGCCUGGGCCUGGCCGCCGGGCCCUACCGGAGCGAGUCCAGCCAGCGGCAGGCCUGCAUGUACGCCGGCGCCUCGCAGGGCGCCGAGCCCGUUCCCAGCUUGGAGGACAUCAGCUGCAACACCUGGGCCGGGGUGUCGCCCUACGGGAGCUGCUCGGUGGCCACCAUGCAACCGAUGGAGCGGCUUCCCUACCAGCACUUCUCGGCCCACUUCACGUCGGGUUCUCUGGUGUCCAGACUCGGCGGGGUGGGGAGCCACUCCUCGCCCCAGCUGGCCGACGGUCACCACGCCGCCAUGUACCAGAGCUCCAUGACUCACCAGACUCUGGGUCGCCAGUGCAGCCCCGGCGCCGGCAUCCAGUCGCCGACCGCCGGUCUGCAGGGGAACGAGUACCUCUACACGCACGCCAUACCGCGCACGCUAUCGCCGCACCAGUACCACGCGGUUCACAGCGUCAGCAUCAUGCCAGAGUGGAACGAUAACAGCUAG
Molecule: messenger RNA, 1805 nt
Organism: Syngnathoides biaculeatus (alligator pipefish)
Lineage: Eukaryota; Metazoa; Chordata; Actinopteri; Syngnathiformes; Syngnathidae
Gene: tbx5a
Product: T-box transcription factor 5a
Exons: 8
Coding region: 198-1805 (535 amino acids)
Biological process (GO): pattern specification process; cardiac left ventricle formation; positive regulation of DNA-templated transcription
Cellular component (GO): nucleus
Molecular function (GO): DNA-binding transcription factor activity, RNA polymerase II-specific; RNA polymerase II cis-regulatory region sequence-specific DNA binding
Source: RefSeq, a predicted model, not a curated record